CUUUUCCUCUAUAAAUAUCGAGAUUUAAAGCACCAUCUCUCGUCCAAUUAAAAACUAAAGGUAUCACUUUUGUUUGGAGCUGAUCAAGUCUUCAAGCAACUCUCCAGUUUCUUCUGCUCGUGGAUUAUAGAGAUUUCUAUCUCUUCCACUUUACAGACUGCGAAAUGGCGGCUUGUUAUCAUGUGAGCGCAGAUCAAAAGAAAUCAAUGAAUGCCCAUAACGUGACAUCUGAAAAUGAAAAGAGUGCAAUGGAGACGGGUGAUUGGGGAACCGAAAUCCCGAGUGAAUCACGGCAAGGAUUUGUGAACGAAAUAUUGGAUAUGAUGAAGAGGCACCCUCAAUUUUCUGGGACAGACGAUCAACUUAGAAAAUGUGCUGAAGUUGUUGAAGAAAAACUUUACAAUUCAUCGCGUGAUAAGAGGGCUUAUCAAACGAGAACAUAUACGAAGUUACAUCAAAUACGUGAAUGGCAAGAGGCGUUUUCCACAGAGAUGCCUCCUUUACUAUUGUUCCUCGAGCCACAAACACCUACAAAAUUGCCAAUAUGUGUAAAUGGUGCAGAAAUUCGAGACAAUUGGCGAGAGGAGGUCUAUCAGAAGAUCGAAACAAUGAGAGAGACAUACUUACCUGAUAUUAUUGAGAUACACGAGGAAUUUGCUGCUAAACGUAAGCAGUGGGAUUCUUUUUCGCAACAACUUGAGAUGGAGCAUCCUGACGAGUUGAAAGCAAUCGAAAUUAAGUUGAUGCGCAUAAUACUCGUACUAUCGGCUUCUAAGAGUCAGCUAGUACCUGUAUACGAAAAGGAGUUGAAUUCAUAUUAUGAGAAGCAGAUAAUAGAUUUUAUAAAUGCGUACAAGUCCAUGAAGCCUAUCUCUUUCCAGUUACAAGAACUACUUUCCUUACCUGAUUUGCCUUCCUGGUUGCCAACGUUUAUAAUACCGAAACCUGAAGUUAAUGAUCCGAUGAACCGUCAGUUGCCUCUAAUGGUGCCAUUUAUAUUACCCACAAGACCAGCUCAGAUGCAGAGCCAGCAUCAUCAAAUUCAGCAACAACAGGGACAACAUUUGCACGACUUAGAACAGCAGUUGCCUGGAAAUAUUGAAACAGACGAAUUGCCGCAUUCUUACCAAUGGAUUUUGACUCUGGGGUUCUUGAAGAAAAUUUCCCGAAUGGCCAACAUCCGGGUUUUUAUUCACCUGUUGUUCCACUUCCGACAUUUCACCUAUACUCUUUCCUGCUCCAUUUGUCCCUUCUACUUCUACCUUGUUGACUCCAUCUCUCGCACCAGUGACCUGUGAUAAUCCCGUUUAUGAUACUUCCUUUCUGUCAGAUAUCAGUCAUCAGCAGCAUGCAACUUAUGAGGAAGAAGGAUCCGAAUGUCCUGCAUCCGACACUGCUGGAAAUGGUAUGCCGACUAGGUCAACACCACCUUCGUUUCCAGGGUUUGAGAAAGCUGAUGAUACACGUGGUAACGCUUUGACGACUGAUUUUGACAAGCCAAACAUCCAAGAACAGCCACACGAUCCCCUGGUGAACAUGGCGAAACCCAAUUCAUUGAGGUCAACUGUUGUGAGCAUGGUUGAUGAAGCAGCCACCGCAGUCGGUGAGGAGUUGGCCACCAUGAGAAAGCAAGGACUGCAUGCAACAACUUUGUUUGCACAAAAGAGAAUGAGUGGUGCUGAGAAAAUGAAAUGCUAUUUGGGUGCAUUGGCUAUUUUAGUUCUUACCAUUUACUUCAUUUCGACUUCUAUCUCCAGUACUGAGAUCGGUAGAAUCUGCAGGAACCAGUUCCAGACAAUUUCCAAGUCAUUUUUUGCCUUUUUUUCCCUCA
This is a messenger RNA of Hibiscus syriacus, 1831 nucleotides long. Its product is annotated as mediator of RNA polymerase II transcription subunit 15a-like. Lineage: Eukaryota; Viridiplantae; Streptophyta; Magnoliopsida; Malvales; Malvaceae. Gene Ontology annotation, molecular function: chromatin DNA binding; transcription coactivator activity. The coding region runs from base 165 to 1298 and encodes 377 amino acids. The record is from RefSeq and is a predicted model, not a curated record. The transcript is spliced from 9 exons. Gene Ontology annotation, biological process: regulation of DNA-templated transcription.